CCACUCCCGUGCGAGUGAGACGGUCUAGCUCGCGGGAAGUCGCCGUCCACGAUGGACACGACUCCCCCAAAGGAUCACGGACUCCCCCCCAAAGGUUCGCAGUCGUGGCUGAGGGACAUCUCGGGGAAGGGCAACCCAUUGUUGCGGACGAGCUCGAGCAGCACACUCCCCGUUUUCUUCGACCGCGAAGGGCGCGUGGGUCCGACCGCGCUCUGGCUGAAGGAACCUCACGUCUUAGCGGCUCUGUCGUCGGAUGGGAACGUGGAGGAGGCGAAAGAGGCCGAACUCGCACGAGCCGCUCAGGCUGCGCUAGAAAUCGCCCAGGCUGCGUCUAGAGAGCUCCUGAACGACCUUCACAAUGUCACGAGGUCGCUCGGUUUUUGGGAUACCAAGCUCCACGACACCUCCCGGGGGUUGUGGUGGUUCAUGCUCCUGCGAACAGGGCCUUCACACUUUUUCGGGGAGGUGUUGAAGUGGGGACGCGACAUCGUUUCGGUGUGCACGUCGACGUUCAGCGGCUCGAAGACAGGGAAGUUGGACCCUAUACGUACUCAAAAGCGGAAAACGUCCUCGCCGAUAUUUCAAAUCGACGCGAAAGUACGGGCGUUGUCCGCGAUGCAAUUCGGCCUCGCGACUGCUGUCGGCGAAGUUCACCGAAACGCCGGUGUCGUCGCCGCGGCAUGGGGGACGAGCGCGGAGAAGUUCGACAACGAGUCCCUCCGUUCGAUGCUGAGCGACUCACUCCACGACUUACUCGGCUCACUAGAAGGAGUGAGCGCGUCGAAAGCCACCCUGCCAAGUGGUGCGAGCCAAGAUGCGUUGCACGAAGCACACUCGGGAAAAGUGCCGCAGAGUCCUUUGAGCAAAGCGGUGAACACGGAGUUCACGGCCAGGAAAUCGGCGAGGAAACAGCACGACGAGUACCGGACCCCUUCCCCAGUCUUCAUGAAAACUCCCGAGGCGAGCUCGGCGAGCGGCUCCCUAGCAGAGGAAGGUUUUGCCGACGUUUGGAGACUCGUGAACUUGCUGAAGGACGAAGGGACGAAAGCUUCUUUGAGCGCCAAAAAGAUUUUGGCUGCACAUAAAAUGCCGGAAAAGUGGCAACGUCGAUGGGUCUUGUACGGAGCAUUAGCCUCGGCAGUGGGUGAGUUUCAUUGGUACUUUUUAUUCCUGUCGAUCGAAUUUUUCCUUUCAUUCAACGCAGACGCGACUAACCGUCAUUUCUUCACAGGCACGCUUUCGUUAUACACUAUACGACACAGCAGACUGUGCGGCUCGAGCGACUUGGAUCAGUUAUUGCAAAGAAUGUGGUCUGGUUUGCUCCGGUUUUGGCGCACUCACGCAGAAACUCCUUGGAGGUCGGGCAUGAAAUCGUUUAUCUGCAGCACAACUCGAACGUCGCGAUUCUUUGACACAAAAAAUUUAAUUAUUAACCACGCAAAUUAUGAAAUUAAAACGACCCUCGCGCAAGGGAAAUACGAUCCGAAUUCUCUCGAACUUUCGAGCAAAGUACCGACACGGUCGGGCUCCAGCAGUUGGAGUUCUAAAGCUUCGCUUGACCGAAUGCUUAACCAGUACACGAUCCAGGCGACAAAACCGGGUUAUAGCGCGGCGCUUUAUCGUGCGUAUAGAGCAGUCGGUGGCGGAACGACACCUGAAGGAACGACGGACAAGCCCGAUCCUUUCGCUCUCGUAACCGCGCGUGUUGAAGAAGAACUCAAGGCUCCACUUCAGAAUAUACUCGGGGGAGAUUUGAUGCAACUGCUCCUAAUCCAAACUCAAGUCAUGAAGGUGGACAUGGAAAGCGCUUUGAUGCAAAUGGACCAAAUUAUGAGGGCGAACAGGUUGAACUUUUCAAUAAUGGCCGGUAUGCCGGCGGUGCUAGCCGCCUUCUCUGCGAUUUCUUUGACAGGAACUUCUGUUGGAACUCGUUGGCAAAGGCGCAGAAAACAAAACAGAGAAGAUAUGCGUUUGCUUCUGGGUGAAGCCGAACGUGCUCUCGAAGAGUUAAGAUACAGUCGGAAUCAAAGCUUCGCGAGUGGGAUGCUGCUUUAUGCGUUAAACACGCUAUUCCAAAGCGUUCAAGCGCACAGAAAGUAUUUUUCUCCAGCUGAAUGGCGAGCUGUGAGAGUGGAUAUAAUGACUUUGUCUGACAACGAAGUUCCCGUGGAAUCAAAAUUAACCGUGGUGUCUCGAAUUGCGCGCAUGAAAGCGUUCGUGCCUGAACCUCACCGGGUACCUGCGAUUUAAAUAGUGCUAGGAUUUAAUUCAACUAUUUCAUUCUUUACUAUUUGCUAUUUCGACGCCCUGUUUUCGAUUGACACGCCGUGAGAACCUGCUUUUUGCACUGUUCCUCGGGAAAGUAAUCGAAUAGUUUCUCCACCUCGAGCUGCAAACCUAUCGCGCUUAACACGCCGACUAAUUUUAGCACGGCGUUCAAGAGAAUAUCCUUCGCUUUCUCCCUGGACUUCUUCUCCAGAGCUUCCGUUUCCAAUGCCGUCACUUGUAAGAGCGCUGCGUGUAAACUUUUGAGAUUUUGGAAUACGCCUGCGACCGUGGCGACGUUUGCCUCGGUUUCGACAUUGAAAGCGAGCUUCUCGUUUCCAGCGACAGCUGCGGUGGCGAGUUGCCGUGAGAACACCUCCAGUUCUCGGUCACUGUUGGUUGAAGCUCGAGAUUUGGAACCAGAAAUAUGGGUCAGUAAAACGCGCGAAAGGAAAUCUACCACCGAUGAAUUCACCCAGAGAACCUCUGCAGUCGUGUUCUCCGAAUUCCCAGAAUUUUCAGAGCGCGAAAUCAAAAGCAAACUUUUGGGCAAAAGUUCUCUCUGCACCACUCCAAACUCUUUCAUCGUGCAAGUUGGGAGUGCCAAAGAAGAAGCCAUCAGAAGUGCAGCGCGAAGCAGAGAUGGUGAUUCCGCGUUCUCAAUCGUUUCGAUUCUGCCUGCGAGCACCUCACUUCCAAGUAUUC
This is a messenger RNA of Micromonas pusilla CCMP1545, 2970 nucleotides long. RefSeq lists its product as uncharacterized. Gene Ontology annotation, cellular component: mitochondrial outer membrane. The transcript has 6 exons. Bases 52 to 2250 code for a protein of 732 amino acids. NCBI's taxonomy places the organism in Eukaryota, Viridiplantae, Chlorophyta, Mamiellophyceae, Mamiellales, Mamiellaceae. The record is from RefSeq and is a predicted model, not a curated record.